GACAUUCCCAUACAUGUGUGCAUGGUACAUCUCUUCAUCGCCCACAUCAAGUCAGCAUCAGCAUCGCUCGCUCGCAUAGCCUGCUAGCCAGUCAAUUCUCCGUCCCUCCCCUUCCCCCACUCCCACUUUCAUCAUGAGCCCACCACGACAUACCGCGUGGCUUGGCUCGUUUCACCACCACCACCAUGCGGCUGCGGCCCUGGCACUCGCACUGGUUACAGCGUCCCCUGCAUACUCGAGUCCAUUACCACAAGGCGGCUCGGGCGGCGGGACCGGCGGCUUUGGAGGAGGCAACAACCAGGCCGGCAACGGUGGUGGGCUGUCGGGCGGCCCCGGCGGGCCGGGCGGCACGAGCCCGUCGUCAUCAUCCGUCGACACGCAGAGCGCCGGCUUGAUUGCAGUCUACGUCGUGUCGGGUGUGCUCGGACUCGCGCUCAUCGCGGGCGUCAUCUGGUGGAUCCGGGAUAACAGCGCACGAGGACGCCGGAAACGCGAGCGCCGAGAAUUUGAGCGCGCCUGGGUGGGGCAGUACGGCCAGUCGGGCCACUUUGUCACGUCGGCAGAGGAGCUGCAGCCCGGCUGGUGGACGUACCAGGGCCAGCGGCGACAGCGGCGGCUGCAGCGCGAGCGCGAGGCUGCGGCGCGCGGCCUUCCACCACUGACAUGGUGGGAGCGCGUCACGGCGCGUUUCCGGCCCGCCCGGCCCAGCCCGCGGACGGCGCCAGCAAGCGCAGUCAAGGCGACCACGACGAGCACCGAGACGCUGCCGGCGCACGCGGCCGCGCCCGCCCUCGUCCCCGAGGAGAAGGACGACGACGCCGAGCCCGUCUCCCCCGCCCCGUCGUACCCCGCCAUCGCCGUCGAGAGCGUCUCCCUCCCAGUUCACCCACCCCCACGAGUUUGACCACCAACCCACCCAACCUUCAUUAGUCCCGCCAGGUCCCACCCCGCGGACUAGAGUGCAUCGCCCGUGCCCACGCUAGUUAAUGUUGUACCAGUACCUCGCCUAUGCAAGCUAGCGUGUGC
Messenger RNA from Vanrija pseudolonga, 1026 nucleotides. RefSeq lists its product as uncharacterized. Bases 134 to 904 code for a protein of 256 amino acids. The record is from RefSeq and is a predicted model, not a curated record. The transcript has 2 exons. Lineage: Eukaryota; Fungi; Basidiomycota; Tremellomycetes; Trichosporonales; Trichosporonaceae.